AUGCCAGGAGAGGGAAUUUUAAGAACAAAAGUGUCAUGGGAUGAUCUCCAACACGGGCUGUUCGAGGCGUUUGGAGAAAGUGCGAGGUUCGGGCCACACAAAAACGUUAAGGACAUUGGAUUUGGUAAUGGAUUUCUGUCGAAGAUAUGCUUGAUAAUACCUGACUGGCAGGCUGACUUCAAGCAUUUGCCUGAAAAAUUUGUUGUUAAGAUCUGCUCUCAACUCUCGUUUUUUCAAUCCCAGGAGAAAUCUGAGGAGUUUGAGACGGAGCAGAACCAGGAGUUUCUCAAAACGUUGGAGUCCGAAAUGAAAAAAAUUCACAAUAACGAGGUCUAUGUGUACCGUCUGUUGAAAAAGUACAGCGUUUCAAAUGUCGCUCGACCUGAGGUAUACUACAUGCGAGAAUUCUCAGAAGAGAACCCACUUAAAGGAUUCAUUAUCAUGGAGUACAUAACCGGGAACCUUUCGCUUCGUAUAUUCGAUAACUUUGCUCCUACAGAUGUUCUCCAGGUGCUACGACAAAUUGCGUCACUAGAAGCCGCAUCGUUGAAGUUUACUGAUGACGACAAGGCACUACUUCUUAGAAACAGGUUCAAAGGUGUAUUUGCGAAAGCACUGACAAAAGAGAUUGAAAAAGAAAGCUCUCACCUAUCAUCCCUCAACCUGCCGAUUCCUGCGGAAGUCUUUCCGUGCUCUCUCGACAGGGUGAUAUGGGUUUCUUUGUGGAAUAUACUACCCGGACUUGCGCUCUUGAAAAAAUUAGGUGGUGAUCGACUCAAAAAAAGCAUAGAGCGACUUGAAGCCACUGUGUUGGACAUCAUAGAUCUUGAUUUUGCUGAUAGUUUGUCAGAUACUCUGGGGAUGAAACGAGUUCUAUGUCAUGGGGACUUGUGGACAACUAAUAUAAUCUGGAAAAAAAGACAGGAAAGUAUAGAACUUGCUGCCUUGAUUGAUUUCCAGAUUUCACACUUUGGUUGUCCUGCAGUGGAUGUUGUGAGAGUUUUGAGUGCGUGCUUAAGCGCAAAGGAUCGCCGAGAACAUUGGAAAAAUCUUUUGGAAAACUUCUACUGCUUCCUUGAAGAAGAAGUUGGGGAUCAUGAGAUGCCGUACACUCUAGAACAACUGAAGCAUUCUUAUCGCCUUUUCUUUCCUCUUGGUGCAUAUAUGACGCUUCCUAUGGUUGUUCCUGUAUUCCAGUUAGCAAAUGACAGUGAUGAUCUUGAGCACAAGAGAAGGUCACAUUUCACGAGGCAAACAAAAACAAAACGGAUGUCUAAAGUGGUCCAAGAUCUUCGUCUCCCGCUCACGUCUGCCCAAAUGGGUGCAGCAGCACAGCUGCGGUUGCUGCUAUGGAAGAACUGGCUGCAACAGAUCAGAUCGCCCUGGUUCACCUUGAUGGAGUUCUUCAUUCCGAUGCUGCUUAUAGCGAUUAGUUUCGGUUUAAUGAUUGGACUAAGAGGUAACUUCGAGCGCGAUCAUCGCCUUCGAAACUAUCAGGAAUGGCCAGUGAUGGGCAGUGCUUACGACUUCAUCACGCCGACGAAUUCAUCUAAACUUGACUCGGCCAUAUUGGACCCAGUGACCCUGCUAUCUAACCUGUCCGUGGACUGCCCGUUUCUGAAUCUUACCGCAGUAAACGAUGGUGGCGUUCACCUUGACGUCGAAUUGAUUUAUGCACCAAUAACUGACAAGACUAGAAAAAUUAUGGAACUUGUACAGAAGCGUUAUUCUAUGACGAUCAUGAAUCCGUUGGGACUACUUUAUGGACCGUUCGCCAGUUUUGCUCAAAUUCCUAUUCCUAAAUAUUUCCAAUCGAAUAUGACUAUUCAGGGUUUUAAAACCGAAUCUGAUAUGGUCUCAUAUGCGAAAGAAUCGUUCUCGAAUCAGUGCGGAAAUCCGCUAUUAGCUGGCAUCACAUUCGGUGACUCCAUCGCUGAACGCUUAAUGACGGACGUUGAUUUGGAAUAUACCAUAAGACUAUCAAAUACGAAUCGCCGUAGUAGAACAACAACGGGAUCGAAUAGUUACACACCUUGGAACACGCAAACUAUUUUCGCUGUACAGUUCGUUAGCGGACCGAUCAAUCCGUCGGAUAGCGAUGGCGGUUAUCCAGGCUAUUGGAAGGAAGGUUUCAUGACAGUCCAAAAAUCUAUCAACAAUGCAAUUCAUGAAAUACUUACAGGGCAACAGAUACCUGCAUUUAAUGGAGACUUGAUGAUCGGUCGAUUUCCUUUUCCCUCAUACCAGUCAAAAAUCAUCGAAGUUGGAUCAUUCUUUCUUCCUGUUGUGAUUGUCUUCUCCUACAUGACAAGUGUUAUCUACAUUGUGAAGAGUGUGGUGAUGGAGAAAGAAAGCCGACUGAAGGAAUACAUGAGGGUGAUGGGUUUGAGUCAGUGGAUCCAUUGGGUUGGCCAUUUUAUUAUGAACUAUGUGAAACUUGUAGUGUCCGUUAUUGUGCUAACAAUUCUACUUCAUUUUGUAACUACAAAGUCUGAUGGCAGUGUAAUGUUUGUGUUCUUCCUGGUAUACGCAUUCGAUGCUCUCUAUUUUGCCUUUGCUAUAUCCACUUUCAUGCAGUCGGGAACCGCUGCGACUUUGGUGUCGGUGGUUGGUUGGAUGUUACUCUACUUUUGGUAUGCUCUCUUCAACAGUUUUGAUAUGAUGACACCUUACUCACUCCCAAUACGAAUGUGGAAUUGCUUAAAUCCUGACAUAGCAAUGGCGUACGGUGUCAGCCUUUUGGCGCAGUAUGAGACGCAGGCGGAUGGACUUCAUUGGGGUCUCCUCUUCAGCCCAUCCACUCCGGAUCAGCGGCUUACUGUAGGGCACUGUUUGGUCAUGCUAAUUGUUGACGGUAUUAUUCUGAUGCUGGUCACAUGGUAUGUGGAAGCGGUUUAUCCAGGUGGUGAGGGAGUACCGCAGAAGCCGUGGUUUUUCGUGCAGAGAUCGUAUUGGUUUCCGUCAACCCAAGCCAAAAAAAGUAUAGAAUCACAACAAUCUCUUCUGAAGACCUCUGGAGAACGUGACUUCGCAAAAAUCGAGCCAGAACCUGAUUUAAAGGCUACUAUAAAUGUGGUGAAUCUGUCAAAGACGUACGGUACCUCUUUCUUCAAAAAAUUGUUCGAUUGCCAAUUUGGGAAACUCGGCGAGAAAAAGGCAGUCGAUCGAUUAAAUCUGAAAAUGUGUCAUGGUCAAAUAACUGCACUGCUUGGCCACAAUGGUGCUGGCAAAAGUACUACGUUCAGUAUGCUGACAGGAGUAACUGCGCCGUCAUCUGGCACCGCCUACAUUGAUGACUAUGACAUUCGGACGAGUUUACCGCAAGUUCGAAAACAGACUGGUCUAUGUCCUCAGUACAACAUACUCUUCAGUUCAUUGACAGUGAUGGAGCACUUGGAAUUUUUCUGCAAGUUAAAGGGUCGCGAAUACUACGAGAAAGAGGCUAUAGACAUCUUGACUCGACUCAAAAUCGAUUUCAAAAUGAACUCCAGAGCAGGCACGCUAUCCGGCGGACAGAAACGAAAACUCUCUCUGGCGAUAGCUCUAAUUGGUGGAUCAGAGAUAGUAAUGUUGGAUGAGCCUACCUCUGGUAUGGAUCCUGGAGCACGUCACGAGACGUGGACUCUGUUGCAGGCAGAGAAGAACCGGAGGACCAUUCUCCUUACAACACAUUUCAUGGAAGAAGCGGAUCUUCUCGGGGACAGGAUAGCUAUCCUUGCACAUGGUCAAUUGCAAUGUUGUGGUUCUGGAAUGUUCUUGAAGAAUCAAUACGGCGAUGGCUACCACCUAACUGUUGUCUACGAAAAUUCAUCCGAGCGACAAGUGAAUAAUACGAUGGAAUUGUUACGACGACAUGUAAGCGAUGUACGACUUCAGUCAUUUGUCGGGCAAGAAGCGACUUUCCUCCUGUCUACCAAAUGCAGAUCGCAAUUUUCGUCAAUGUUCGCUGAAUUGGAAGCUUCUCAAAACAACCUCGGGAUUUCAUCUUUUGGUGUAUCGAUAACCACAAUGGAAGAAGUGUUCUUGAAAGUCGGCGACAUAGCACAGGAGCGAUUUAACCAGGAGCAUGGCGAGGACACAGUAGAAACGAAGGAGAUAGAGGAGAACGAUCCGAUUCUUCAGCAACUACGACUGACAAAACGACUCAGAGGCUUUCCGUACUAUUGGCAACAUGUUGAGGCGAUGUUCAUUAAGAGGACCAUUUAUUUCUAUCGAAAAUGGAUUAUGUUCUUGCUUAACCUGCUGUUUCCUAUAGCUUACAUGGCUCUGAUGGUAUGGACUACGACACUAGUACCAAGUCCUACCGAACAGCCAAGUUUGAAAAUUGAUCUGUCACCAUUCGGUGGUUCGAGCGGUUCUGCAUUUAUACUAGUUUCCAACGAGACGGAUCCUCGAAUUCAGGAUGGGAUUGACUUGAAAGGGCUUGUUCGGUCUACAUUUGUAAGAUUCGGAGCGCAAUCAAAUCUUUUCGCUGAUACUGUUGGAAAUGUGACGUCGUACGUGCUGAAUCUCAUACAUCAGAUUGGCUCAAGAGAGUUUGGUAUUCGUUAUCCGCUGGCAUUCCAGCGACAAUUUAUCAAGGAGAAUGCAAGAAAUCUCAGAGCUUACUUCAACAACUUCGGUUACACCACUCCGCCAUUGGCGAUUAGUCUCGCUGACUCGAUGUUUAUUUCACAGGCUCUCAAGAAGAACAUUACGCUAGGGGUGAAUAAUCAUCCAUUUCCCCCAGUGACGCAAGACGUUCUGAAGAAUCGUAACUUUUCCGAUGGUGCCGCCUUUAUGUUGUCUUACGCUGUCAUUGUAUGCAUGUCUAUAGUUGUUGCAACCUGCUGUCAAUUUCUUAUAAGAGAAAGAAAAAAGAAGAGUAAACAUAUGCAGAUGUUGUCGGGCCUACGGCCUUGGAUGUACUGGAUCACAGCAUUUGUAUGGGAUGUUAUCUGGUAUAUUGUAAGGAUGGCCGCUUUUGUUGUAAUUUUCUACGCUUUUAAUGUUGAGCCCUACACCAAAAAUUUCACAACUGUACUCAUUUUGUUGCUUGCAAUGGCUUUAUAUGGUUGGACAACUAUUCCUUUUACGUAUUGGUUUUCAUUUGCUUUCAAUUCGGCGCCAAAGGGUUUCACAUUAAUUGUUAUGUAUAACAUAAUUACAGGAAUGAUUGGAACGAUAGCCAUACCCAUCAUUCAACAAACAGCCAACGUUGAUAUAGCGUACACAUGGAGCGUCAUACUUUCAUUCUUCUUUCCUACCUACAGUAUAUCUAACAUUUUUACAGUGGUGUACAACAAUGAGUUUGGUAGGCAAGCGUGCAAAAUGCUUGAUUGUUCCAAUGCCAUCUACAAAAAUAGUCUGCAGUGCUGCGGUAGUUCCAAAGACAGGAUCUACACUGAUCACGUUCUCACUGACGCGGGUAGAUUGGGGAUAUUGUUCCCUAUGAUCUUUUUUGCUGUACAGGGCUUCUUCUACUGGCUUUUUGUAUUCGGGUAUGAAAAUAAUAUGGUUGGCUGGUUGCUGGCAUACUGCAAAGGAUUACGAAAGAACUAUCGCGUCGCGGAUUCAAAGAGCGAGAACUGGAAACUCGAGAGCGACAUUGAAUAUACUGGCGAGGAUAGUGACGUCAUAGCCGAGAAAGCUCGUGUGAAAUCUAUGGAUCGACAUGCUACAGCUGUCAUUGUGGAUGACAUUAAGAAAUGGUACGGUGAUUUUAACGCUGUGAAAGGAGUGACUUUCCAUGUAAAGAACGGCGACUGUUUUGGACUACUCGGAGUCAACGGAGCUGGAAAGACGAGCACCUUUCAGAUGUUGACAGGAGAGAAUGAAAUAAGUGGUGGAGACGCUUUUGUGAAUGGAUGGAGUGUAAAGACAGAUUGGAGAAAGGCCGGCGAAAAUAUUGGCUACUGCCCUCAAUUUGAUGCUGUUCUAAAGGAAAUGACUGGUGAAGAAACGCUGUACAUGUUUGCGAGAAUUCGUGGAAUUCCAAAGAAGGAAAUACCUGAGAAAGUGAAUGCUGUCAUUCAUACGAUAGGUAUAGGAAUGUAUGCAAAGAGGCAGAUUAAAGGAUAUAGUGGCGGUAAUAAACGACGACUAUCUCUUGGUAUAGCCUUGAUUGGUCUGCCACCUGUGCUGCUUCUUGAUGAACCGACAACUGGUGUGGACCCAAAAGCUCGUAGAAUCAUUUGGAAUAUUUUCACCAGGGUUCGAACACUUGGGACAUCAUUGGUGCUAACAUCUCAUAGUAUGGAUGAAUGUGAAGCAUUAUGUACAGAGUUGUCGAUAAUGGUGAACGGUCGUUUCAAAUGCUACGGCAGUUGUCAACACAUCAAGAGCAGAUACGGUGCUGGAUUUACACUACUGAUCCGCCUAGAGCGAAUUGAAGAUGCAGAAAAUGUGAAAAAUGAAAUUCCUAAAAUCUUUCCGGGCGCUAUUUUGAAGGAACACCAUCUUCUGCAACUCAACUAUGAAUUGCCGAAGCGCGCAGGUGUUUCAUGGUCUAAACUUUUCGAUAAGAUCGAAGUGAUAUCCAGGAAAUUUGGUUUUGAGGACUACUCCCUCAGUCAAACAACAUUAGAACAGGUGUUCCUCGAGUUCUCUCGAGAAGCUGACAUUUCAAAAACCCAUCAGAAUGGCUUAGCGAUUCACAACUGGAGCGGUGGAAAAUUCGCCCAAGAAGACGAGCUAGCGACUGAUGGUAUCUACGACUUGAAGCUUUAG
Molecule: messenger RNA, 6708 nt
Organism: Necator americanus (New World hookworm)
Lineage: Eukaryota; Metazoa; Nematoda; Chromadorea; Rhabditida; Ancylostomatidae
Exons: 55
Coding region: 1-6708 (2235 amino acids)
Biological process (GO): lipid transport; transmembrane transport
Cellular component (GO): membrane; intracellular membrane-bounded organelle
Molecular function (GO): ATP binding; ATP hydrolysis activity; lipid carrier activity
Source: RefSeq, a predicted model, not a curated record